This is a messenger RNA of Melospiza georgiana, 1395 nucleotides long. RefSeq names its product serine/threonine-protein kinase pim-1-like. The record is from RefSeq and is a predicted model, not a curated record. Gene Ontology annotation, biological process: protein autophosphorylation. Lineage: Eukaryota; Metazoa; Chordata; Aves; Passeriformes; Passerellidae. Gene Ontology annotation, molecular function: ATP binding; protein serine/threonine kinase activity. The transcript is spliced from 5 exons. Gene Ontology annotation, cellular component: cytoplasm. The coding region runs from base 1 to 1395 and encodes 464 amino acids.
AUGGGCCGGGCCAUGCCCCCGGCCCGCCCCCGGCCCCGGGCGGGGCUGCCCCGUGCCCGGCCCCGGCCGUCCCGCCGCGGUCUCGCCUCCGCCCGGCUCUGGCCGUGCUGGCGGUGGCGCUGCUGGGCGGGCAUCAGUGCCUGGGGCGGGGGCGGCAUCGCCGCCCUUCGGCUCCGCCUGGCCCGAGCCUGGCUCCCGACCCGACGCAGGCUCCAGUCCCGGCCCCGGCCCCGGCCCCGGCCCCGGCCCCGGCCCCGGCCCCGGCCCCGGCCCCGGCCCCGGUCCCGUCUCCGGCCCCGGCCCCGGCCCCGGCCCCGGCCCCGGCCCCGGCCCCGGCCCCGGUCCCGGCCGCGGCUCCUCCCGGGGCCCGUGGAGGACACAGGCGGCGCGGCCGCUCCCGCCGCCUCCGCUGCGGCUUCCCCGGCCCGAGCUCCGCCGCUCGGCAGCGCGGCCGCCGCCCCCGAGCCUCCCGUGCCGCGUUCCCGGGAGCGAACGCCUGGGCAUGGCCGGCCCGGGGCGGGUGAGGGGCGCUCGGGGGUCGUUGCUGGCCCCGGGCCGAGCGCUGACCGCCGCGUCCCGCCCGCAGGGACGGCGCAGGAGGCCCUGCUGGAGCGGUACCGGCUGGGAUCGCUGCUGGGGUGCGGUGGCUUCGGCAGAGUCUUCGCGGCCACGAGGCUCUCGGACGGCGCCCCGGUGGCCAUCAAAAGGGUGCCACGGAACCGCGUCCGGCACUGGGGCGAGCUGCCCGACGGCACCAGCGCACCCCUGGAGGUCGUGCUGCUGGCCAAGGUGUCCACUGGCUUCCCCGGUGUGGUCCAGCUGCUGGAGUGGCUCGAGCUCCCCAACUGCAUCGUGAUGGUGCUGGAGCGGCCAGAGCAGUGUCAGGACCUGCAGCGUUUCAUUCGGGCACGGCAGUUCCUGCCCGAGGAGGAGGCGCGGGAGCUGUUCCGCCAGGUGCUGGAGGCCGUGCGGCACUGCACCAGCUGCGGGGUCCUGCACAGGGACAUCAAGCCAGAGAACAUCCUGGUUGACCUGGACACCGGGCAGGCCAAACUCAUCGACUUUGGCUGUGGCGCCUACCUGCAGGACACAGUCUACACUCACUUUGCAGGAACACUGUCCUACAGCCCCCCGGAAUGGAACGACUUUGGCUGGUACCAUGGCGAGCCAGCUACCAUCUGGUCCCUGGGCAUCCUGCUGCACCAGAUGGUCUGCGGGGAGCACCCUUUCAGGAGGGGCCAGAACCUCAGCUGGGGCCAGCUCCCACUGCCACAACGGCUCUCUCAAGAGUGCAAAGACCUGAUCAGGUGGUGUUUAUCUGUGAACUCCUUGGACAGACCCGCACUGGAAGACCUGUUCUGUGAUCCUUGGAUGCAGGAUAUUCCUCUGCCAUAG